Trifolium pratense (red clover) is the source of this 1188-nucleotide messenger RNA. RefSeq names its product probable ribose-5-phosphate isomerase 3, chloroplastic. The transcript has a single exon. Gene Ontology annotation, molecular function: ribose-5-phosphate isomerase activity. Lineage: Eukaryota; Viridiplantae; Streptophyta; Magnoliopsida; Fabales; Fabaceae. The coding region runs from base 228 to 1070 and encodes 280 amino acids. The record is from RefSeq and is a predicted model, not a curated record. Gene Ontology annotation, biological process: pentose-phosphate shunt, non-oxidative branch.
UGAAUCAUUGAAUCGUCUCUUAUAAAAAAAACUCCGGAGUGAACCAUAAUUAAAAAGUAGUACAAAAAAAAACCUGCGGUGUGGUUGGAUCAAAUCUAAACUCUUGAGUGUGAGCACCAACCAAACACACAAACAAGAUAGGCUUAUACCAACUCAAAAACUGUCUUGUGUUAGUUCAAAUUCAAAAUCACACUUUACAUUCAAAAAUCAACAAAACAAAUCAAAAAAUGGCAUCUCUAUCCCUAUCAUCACCACCAUCUCUAUCCUCAUCAUUCUACAAUGCAUCCACACGUCUUAACCUACGCACCCCAACCUCUCUUAAACUACGCACCCGUCACUCUUCUCUUUCCAUCAGAGCCAUAACCCUCACUCAAGACGACCUCAAAAAACUCGCCGCCGAUAAAGCCGUCGAGUAUGUCAAAUCCGGUAUGGUCCUCGGUCUCGGCACCGGCUCCACCGCCGCUUUCGUUGUUUCCAAACUCGGCGAACUUCUCUCCUCCGGCGAACUCACCAACAUCAUCGGAGUUCCAACUUCAAAACGAACCGAAGAACAAGCUCGUUCACUCGGAAUCCCUCUCUCUGUUCUCGACGAUAAUCCUCGUCUCGAUCUCGCAAUCGACGGCGCCGAUGAAGUCGAUCCUUAUCUUAAUCUCGUUAAAGGUCGCGGCGGAGCUCUUUUAAGGGAGAAAAUGGUGGAAGCUGCUUCCGAUAAGUUCGUGGUGGUCGUCGAUGACACGAAAUUGGUUACCGGUUUAGGUGGAAGCGGUUUGGCUAUGCCGGUGGAGGUUGUUCAGUUUUGUUGGAAAUAUAAUUUGAUUAGGCUUCAAGAAUUGUUCAAUGAAGAAGGUGUUGAUGCAAAAUUGAGAUUGGAUGAAAGUGGAAAACCCUAUGUUACUGAUAAUUCUAAUUACAUUGUUGAUUUGUAUUUUAAGACUCCGAUUCGAGAUGCUAAUGCUGCUGGAGCGGAGAUUUCGGCGUUGGAAGGAGUUGUUGAGCAUGGUUUGUUCUUGAAUAUGGCUACCUCUGUUAUCAUUGCUGGUAAAACUGGUGUUGAAGUUAAAGACAAGUGAUUUUGAUUUUGGUAAAUUAUAUUUCUGAGUUUUGUUUUUCAUGUUGUUAAUGUACACUAGUAUUGUUUUGUUUGGGUUUAAAUAAUGGAAAUAAAAAAUAAAUAUUAUUACAGCUUCA